Chanos chanos (milkfish) is the source of this 1674-nucleotide messenger RNA. It is a transcript of the gene fam20cl, whose product is annotated as family with sequence similarity 20 member C, like. The record is from RefSeq and is a predicted model, not a curated record. Gene Ontology annotation, biological process: protein phosphorylation; enamel mineralization. Bases 1 to 1674 code for a protein of 557 amino acids. Gene Ontology annotation, cellular component: Golgi apparatus. The transcript is spliced from 10 exons. Gene Ontology annotation, molecular function: phosphotransferase activity, alcohol group as acceptor. Lineage: Eukaryota; Metazoa; Chordata; Actinopteri; Gonorynchiformes; Chanidae.
AUGAGGUGGUUUAUGCGUAGGCGCACGCGGUUGCUGUGUUUGGUGUUGGCUGGUAUCUCUGUUUUUCUCCAUCUCCUACUGGUCCUGUUAAUGCUCUCUGUAUACCAGUCUCCUUGCCUCUCUCCUUCCCCUCACCACGACAAACCUAGUCUGGCACUGGAGGACAACAACUUCACCUCAAAGUACAACUAUGUCAAACUACCUGCCCACAUGGGACAAAAGAGCUCCUCAAACACAGAUGCAAAUGGUCGUCACAAAAUGGCUGCCUCAUCAAACAUGGCUGACAUGAGAAACCAUGAAAAUUCAGCACUUAAGGAGGAUAGGGAGAUUGCCUCUUUCAAAAUGGCUGCUCCAAAUGGAAACCAUGCGGCUACGCCAUCCAAAGCUGACCUUACAAAGCUGGAGGCUCUUUUUGACCAUCCUCUGUAUAAUCUGCCACAGCCACCUCUGGAAGAAGAGGACUGGCUACUGAGAGUGAAGGCCAAGGCCAAUGUUGCUGAGAGGGAGAGCACGCAGCAGUGGUUGAGUGACAAUCAGAAUGAGUAUGAGCCAAUCCAAUGGAACAGCAGUACCGAAACUCACCCACCCUGGCUGAGGUUUCACCUCGGUAUCACUCGCUGGCACCUCUAUGCCCAUCGCGAUGCCAACCUGGGCCCUCUGAUUGAACAGCUGGCCUCUCACCGUAUUGUCAGCGCAGUGCAGAAGGCUGGGGGUACUCAGCUCAAGCUGGUGAUGUCAUUUCCUAAUUACGGACAGGCUCUGCUCAAGCCCAUGAAACAGGAGCGAGAUGAAGAGACAAACUUUAAUCUGUUCUACUUCUCUGACUUUGAGAGACACAAUGCUGAGAUUGCAGCCUUUCAUCUGGACAGGGUGUUAGGUUUCCGUAGGGUCCCUCCUGUGGUUGGACGACUCAUUAAUGUGGUUAAAGAAAUCAGAGAUCUUACCACUGAUGUUAAACUGGCCAAGACUUUCUUUACUUCUCCAGUUGGUAAUACAUGCUUUUAUGGCCAGUGCUCAUACUACUGUUCCACUGAGCAUGCAGUGUGUGGGCGACCCCACGACCUGGAGGCCUCUAUGGCUGUUAUGCUGCCAGAUCUGUCCCUGGCACCUCGCCGCUCGUGGAGGAGCCCCUGGAGACGCUCUUACAGCCGCAGCAAGUCGGCAGUGUGGGAGAAAGAUUCCAAAUACUGUCAGACAGUGAAGAAGACCUCUCCUUACAACAGAGGAACCCGCCUGGUUGACUUUAUAGACAUGGCCAUACUGGACUUUCUCAUGAGUAACAUGGACAGACAUCACUAUGAAACUUUUGAGAGAUUUGGAAAUAACACUUUUCUUAUACACUUAGACAAUGGGAGAGCAUUUGGGCGGCACUCCAAAGAUGAACCCUCUAUACUGGCUCCACUUGUGCAGUGUUGCAGAAUCCGUCGCUCUACCCUGCUUCGCCUCGGCCUCCUCUCUCUCCCUCAGUACCGUCUGAGUGAUGUCAUGCGGGCGUCGCUGUCUCAGGAUCCUCUGGCAAAGGUGUCCCCUAUCCUGUCUGAGUCACACCUUGCUGCCAUUGACCGUCGCUUGGCAACAGUGCUGCUGACUGUGCAGAACUGUCUAGAGCAAAACAAUGAUGUCAUAUACAAUGACAUCACAGACUAUCCUGACGAGGUCACAGUGGAGCACUAA